Molecule: messenger RNA, 466 nt
Organism: Lecanosticta acicola
Lineage: Eukaryota; Fungi; Ascomycota; Dothideomycetes; Mycosphaerellales; Mycosphaerellaceae
Source: the annotation of a GenBank genome assembly
AUGCAGCAGCCAUCGCCCUCCGAAGAGACAAAUAAUCUACUUGCCCGCCUAUCGACUCGACCAGGAGUGCAAGGCACAUUGAUUCUCUCACGAGACACCGGAGUUAUCGUGCGGUCCUCUGGCCUAGCAACGGACGAAGAAGACGGCGACGGCGAGCCCGCACCGCCAGGAAGCAGCCACGGACAGGCAAAUGGCACAGACGGCGAGAUCAAGAAGAAGGGCACAAGAAAGGCGAAAGAGGUUGCGAGACUGGUCUGGAAAUUCGUGCAGAGUGCAGGAGAGAUGGUUGAAGAGCUCAAUGGUGCGACGGACGAAUCGAAGCUACUGCGCGUGAGGACAAAGAGGAACGAGAUGGUUAUCGUGCCUGGUAGGUGGUCUGUGCUCUUCGAUGGGGUUGUCUGCGGCUAAUUAUGCUCCAGACGCAAAAUUUCUGCUGGUCGUCCUACAUGAUACGCCUCCAGCAUGA